Molecule: messenger RNA, 1254 nt
Organism: Trichomonas vaginalis G3
Lineage: Eukaryota; Parabasalia; Trichomonadida; Trichomonadidae
Exons: 1
Coding region: 1-1254 (417 amino acids)
Source: RefSeq, a predicted model, not a curated record
AUGUUCGAUAUUAUUUACCAGGCUUUUGAUCAACUACUGAGUUAUCUCACUCAGGAGCAAAAAGAUUCCUUUAAUUACGAUUCCAUCCGAAAUUACUUAACAUCAAUCAAUGCCGAAAUGGAAGCACUCAAAGAUCAAAAUCAACAAUUGCAAGAGCAGCUAAACCAAUCUGCACAAAAUGAGCAAAUUUCGGAUUCAUUUAUGAUGAACACAGAAUUGUCCAUUACCGAACUUGAUGAGUCUGUCCUAAAUAAUGAAAGUUUCACAAUGGAUCAACUCGAAAAAGAAACAAGAAUCUCAUUAUAUGACCAGAAGCUAGAAAUAUCAAAUAGUUCUGAGCUUCUUCUUGGACAAGAUAAGGACAUUCCGACAAUUGAUAUUAAUCCUUUAGUUUCUAACUUAGAAAGUCUCAUCAGCGAAACAAAAGCUAAAGAGCGUAAGAUAGACGACCUUGCGCAAAAGAAUGAUGCGUUGAUUGAUACAUUUAAAUCACUUUUCGGAGAGUUUGAUGAUGAUAUUUUGGAUGACGCCGAAGUAGAGAACGCCCAAUUGCGCGAAAAGAUCAAAAACAUCACUCAGGAGUUCGAAGAGUUCAAGCAAAAUUCGGCGCUAUCGACUCCUCAAAAGUUAAAUAAUCAUGAAAACAUUGAAACAGAAAAUGUCAACCAGCUGAAGAUUGAAUUGACAUUCCUGAAGGGUAAAUGUCAGAAAUACAUCAAAGACUACAAGAGGAUCAAGGCUGAAAACCAGAAAGCGAGAAAAUUCCUUAUAGCUCUAGGAAAGAUUAAUAAUCCUGAAACAACCCUUAUUGGACUUAUUAAUUCUGCCUUGCUGAAGCUACUUCAUAAGACUAAAGCUCGCUUCGAAGCAAUAUUUGAUAAUUUGCUUGCUCUUUUCAGCCAAAAGAUAGCUGCCAUCGACGAGCAGAUGAUCCGUAUGUCUCUGAAGUAUCAAAAGAUGGUUGUAUCCGAUGAACUCUUUUAUUACGAUAAUAACUGUUUCAAAGACUCAACUCUUCUCAUCAAUGCUGUAAACUGUUUCCGUGCAGUAUUCCCUGAAACUUUCCGCCUUACUCCUUACUCAAGUACCGAUGCUGUUGCUAGUAAAUUAGAUGAUUUGAAAUCAUCAAUUGAAAACGUGUUCCAUGACAAUAACAUUCCUGUUCCAAGAUCACAGAGCUUAGUCACCAGGAUCUCUGCCCUUAACAGAUCCCUAAAAUCAACCUUUAUGAAGGAAAACUUGAUCGCAAAUUAA